Rubroshorea leprosula is the source of this 2777-nucleotide messenger RNA. The record is from the annotation of a GenBank genome assembly. Lineage: Eukaryota; Viridiplantae; Streptophyta; Magnoliopsida; Malvales; Dipterocarpaceae.
AAGUAAUGCAAAUACACAGACAUACACAGUUGACAUGUAGAAAGAGAGAAACUUAGAGAAAGAAAGAAGAAGAAGAGAAUGGAAAAAAAAGGAGCUUUCUCGUGAUCCUUGCAUAGUCUACGUGAAAGCCCAGAUGUCUUGUCCUUCUUCCGUAAUCCUUUUUUCAUGUUAGAUACCUAAUUAUUGUUAUUCUUACACAUUCUUCACCAACGGAGAGAUCUUUUCUUGCAAAAAUUCCUGGGUUUCGGUUGCUGUUACUAUUUUUCCAAAGGGUGAGGCUUGGCUACUCAAUUUGAAUCAUAUUUCCCUUUCCUUUCUGGGAAAUUCUUUUCCUCCAGUUAUCUCUCAGGAUUUUCUGUUUUUGGGUCAGUGGAGGAAUUCAGCUUCAUUAACAUAGCAAGCUAAGGUGGGUUUCCUCUCUCUUUAUCUUCUCAUGUUUGUUUAUUCGAUUUCUAAGAGAUUGGGUUUCCAUUUCUUCUGUAAAAUGGUGUUAUGGCUUCUCAAUUUGUGGGUUUGUGAUCUUUGAUGAUGGGAACAAUUAAGAAAAAUUAUGAGUCUAUGAUAAUGACAGGAUGCAUGUUUUUCACUGGAACUGCUGUAGUGUAUAAAUGAUGGUAGAUCUAGAAAUUGUGGCAAAUGAUUCGGAGAAGGCUACCAACAAAGUAAAUCAAUGUGAUUUGGCAUUCAAAUAUAGGAAACCGACUGGUCCAAACUGAUUAAAUGGUAGUAAAUCUUUGGCUUGAGAUUUUUGUUUCUUCUCAGCAUAGCCAGGAGACAUUUUGAGUUCCCAGUGCCCUUACAAGUUACAAUCCUUCUUUAAUAGCUCAUCUGGUAAUUGGAUUAGAGUAGAAGCUCUUAAACGAUAAAUACUCCCAAGGGGCUAGCUUGUGUUCUUAGUUACUUGUAAGAGACAGUCUUUUUUGCUUGGAUUAGCAAUUUAGCAUGCUCUAAUCCAUUUUCCUUUAAUCUAUUUGUUUAUGUGUCUCUGUAUGGCAUAUAAUGAUAUGAGUAUUUCUAAUGCUCAAUAAAGUCCAGAAUAUCAACAAAUUUCUGUCUAGUAUGUGGUCUUUUGUUUUGAUCUCCUAAAUAAACUCACUAUAUUGGAAAUUAAUAAACCAUGGCUUCUUGUUAGACUGAUUACAUUUGAAACUUUCUGGACCAAGGCCAUUCCAUUAAAUUGAACUUUUGUUACACUGAUUUCAAACUAAGUUUCUUUGAUGGAGAUGAUUGUUGAGCUGCUAUAAGCCUAAAGCUUUUCAAAUGAUGAGGAAAUAUUUCUGACAAGAAUGGAUCCUCAGGCUUUUACCAGGUUGUCAAUAGGCUCACUGGGUCUGAGGAUUAGCACAUCAGCUUUAAAUUGCUCAAAAUUUGGAGCUAAUGCAUUCUCCUCCACCUGUUCCUGUGAGAUACGACUUCGAGGUUUCCCUGUUCAAACAACAUCAGUUCCACUAGUGUCCUCACCUGAAGCCACCCCUGAUAUUCACAGCAUUGCAUCUAGCUUUUAUCUUGAAGAAGCUGAUGUGAAAGCAUUAUUGACACCUGGUUGUUUCUACAGUUCUUAUGCCUGUUUGGAGAUCACAGUUUUCAUAGGGAGAAAGGGGUUAUAUUGUGGUCGUGGACUCAAAAAACAGCAGAUCGGAACUUUUAAAUUGGAUGUGGGUCCUGAAUGGGGUGAAGGAAAGCCAGUUACCCUUUUCAAUGGGUGGAUGGGUAUUGGCAAAAACAAACAUGAGAAUGGUAAGCCAGAAGUGGAACUUCAUUUGAGAGUAAAACUAGAUCCUGAUCCAAGAUAUGUAUUCCAGUUUGAGGAUGUGACUACAUUGAGCCCUCAGAUAGUUCAGCUUCAAGGCUCCAUCAAACAGCCAAUUUUUAGUUGCAAAUUUAGUCGAGACAGGGUAGGACAGGUGGACCCAUUAAGCACUUACUUCUCAGACAUGGAAAUGGAGAGAAGAGAGAGGAAGGGAUGGAAGGUGAAGAUACAUGAUCUCUCUGGGUCAGCUGUUGCAGCAGCCUUCAUAACAACUCCCUUUGUGCCAUCUACAGGUUGUGAUUGGGUUGCUAAGUCAAACCCAGGAGUUUGGUUGAUUGUUCACCCAGAUGCCUGUAGGCCUGAGAGUUGGUUGCCAUGGGGAAAGCUUGAGGCCUGGCGUGAGCGUGGAAUUAGGGACUCUGUUUGCUGCCGAUUCCACCUCCUGUCUGAAGGCCAAGAUGGAGGAGAGUUUCUGAUGUCAGAGGUACUUAUUAAUGCAGAUAAGGGUGGGGAGUUUUUCAUUGAUACAGACAGACAAACGCGGACUGCAGUAACUCCGAUACCAAGUCCUCAAAGCAGUGGAGACUUCUCAGCUUUGAGUCCAAUUGGUGCUGGUUUUGUAAUGAACUGUAGAGUCCAGGGGGAAGGGAAGAGAAGCAAGCCAUUGGUACAACUGGCCAUGCGACAUGUAACAUGCAUGGAGGAUGCUGCCAUCUUCAUGGCUCUUGCAGCUGCUGUUGAUCUCAGCAUUGAAGCAUGCAAGCCUUUCCGGAGGAAGUUUAGGAGAGGGUCCCGCCAUUCUUUAUGAAUAGAAAUAGAAUUCAGGUGAUUGUGUCCAUGAAAAACGACUUCUGUAACAUUUGGCCAUUAUGUACAGGAUCUCCUGGUUUACGACUGUUCAUCCAAAAAAUUAUUCUACUGAUUUGUGGUGUCAUUUCAAUCUGCAUGAUGAGAUCAAUUGAUAGUCUCCACAUCCCUGUACUAUAGUUUUUUUUGUUGGUUACAUGCCAGGUGAAAGUUUGAACCU